CUGAUAUCAUGCAGCAUUGCAGUCAGUAAACCGGACAUUGUGGAUCUUACGACCUUUGGCUACCAGCACAUAUAUAUUAGUUUCUUAGCAUAUUUUGUUGACAAAACUGUUGCACCACCGGUACAGAUAUUCUCAAAAGUUCCAACUAUUGAUAUCGCCUUGCCAUCUGACUUUUUUUAUCCAUUUUUUACCGAUAUGAAUGGGCGGCCUGCGUAAAA
This is a messenger RNA of Gongylonema pulchrum, 218 nucleotides long. NCBI's taxonomy places the organism in Eukaryota, Metazoa, Nematoda, Chromadorea, Rhabditida, Gongylonematidae. The record is from the annotation of a GenBank genome assembly.